This is a messenger RNA of Necator americanus (New World hookworm), 1644 nucleotides long. RefSeq lists its product as uncharacterized. Gene Ontology annotation, cellular component: plasma membrane. Gene Ontology annotation, molecular function: outward rectifier potassium channel activity; potassium ion leak channel activity. Gene Ontology annotation, biological process: potassium ion transmembrane transport; stabilization of membrane potential. The coding region runs from base 1 to 1644 and encodes 547 amino acids. NCBI's taxonomy places the organism in Eukaryota, Metazoa, Nematoda, Chromadorea, Rhabditida, Ancylostomatidae. The record is from RefSeq and is a predicted model, not a curated record. The transcript is spliced from 16 exons.
AUGUACGUCCAAAACGAUGACAACUUCGAUAUGGGCUCGGAGAGCUCGUGCUCAUCGCUGCACGAGAUCCCAAUGGAAAUGGACCUCACUGCUUCUGGACCACCAAUUUCAGACGAUGAAACUGAUCUGGAAACAAGAGAAAGAAAAUACAUAACGAAUUCCCUCUAUUAUAUGACUAAUAUGUUUCAUAAACAGUAUGCAAAACGGAUACUACCUCAUGUUGGAUUAGUAUGCUUAUUGUUUGCCUACCUCCUUGUCGGUGCCACAAUUUUUCAUGCUAUUGAAGGACCAAAUGAGCUUGUGCAACGAGACUAUGAACUACGAACAAUCUUCGGACUUAGGAACGAUUUUCAGGAUCAUAUCUGGAAUAUAACUCAGGAUGUUGAUAACCGAAUUUCUCGUGAAGCAUUCAAUUCAAUAAAUCAAGAAUAUUUUGAACAACUGGUGAAGAAUAUAUUUGUAUCAUAUCGGAAUCAAUUUAUUAACGAAAAUCAUCUCAUGAAUAGAACUAGAGGAGAAGGAUUAUUGUGGACUUAUCCUAACAGUAUUUUCUUCGCCACUACUGUCAUUACAACGAUCGGAUAUGGGAACUUAGUGCCCACUACAACUUCCGGAAGAAUUGCUUGUAUAAUUUUUGCGUUAUUUGGAAUCCCACUACUACUGGUUACCAUUGCCGAUAUUGGAAAGUUCUUAUCUGAAUUUCUCUCAUUUCUUUAUAAAUCGUAUCGAUCGUUUAAACGAAAAUUGAUCGCGAGGCGAAGAAACAGCAUAUCGGAAGCGAUCCGUAAACAAUCACGUCGUAUUUCUCUUCAUUAUCGCUCAUCAUCACAUUCACAUACGAGUGAAACAGGCUCAUCAAAGGCUGGCUCAUUAAAUUUACAAGAAAUGGACAGUGAUUCCGAAUCCUCAAUGGAAGAUGAACUAAGGAUUCCCGUAUUUAUGGUGUUAUUCGUGUUACUGGCCUAUACAGCUAUUGGCGGUUUUCUUUUUCAGUCAUGGGAAGGAUUACAGUACUUCGAAGCAUUUUAUUUUUGUUUCAUUACAAUGGCUACAGUAGGAUUUGGUGAUAUCGUUCCUACUGAACAAGUGUAUAUGUUCUUCACAAUGGCGUACAUAAUUUUUGGACUAUCCUUGGCAACAAUGUGUAUCGACUUAGCGGGUACAGAGUACAUUCGAAAAAUUCAUUAUCUUGGAAGCAAAAUGGAAGAUGCAAAAGGAGCUGUAAUUUCAGGAUUACAAGUUGGUGAACAUAUCUUAAAACAUACUGGUAUUGAAGUGAUUAAAACAGCCGGUGGAAAAUUAGUACAAGUUCGAGGGGCGGUAUUAAAUUCGAAGCAAGCACGAGAACUUGGAGUAGAGUAUAUUUUGGCUGAUCUACAAUAUCAACAAAAAAAUAUCCUCUACGAGCCGUUAAGUCCAACUGUUGCGAAGUUGGUUAAGGAGAGCAACAUAAAGAUUUUACCGGAUGAUAUAACCGAGAAGGAUGGAUACAUCGUUCAGAACAAAAGUUAUGAUAAGCCAGCCUUAGCCAAAAAAGGAUACGUUCGUGUCAGUGGAAAUAUUAUUCAUCGGAUUAUGGUGCCUAGUAAGGGUGGACCACCGCUCAUCAUACCAUGUCUUGUAUACAAAGAAACGGAUAUUUGA